This is a messenger RNA of Eutrema salsugineum, 2040 nucleotides long. RefSeq names its product serine/threonine protein phosphatase 2A 57 kDa regulatory subunit B' alpha isoform. Gene Ontology annotation, cellular component: protein phosphatase type 2A complex. The record is from RefSeq and is a predicted model, not a curated record. NCBI's taxonomy places the organism in Eukaryota, Viridiplantae, Streptophyta, Magnoliopsida, Brassicales, Brassicaceae. Gene Ontology annotation, molecular function: protein phosphatase regulator activity. Gene Ontology annotation, biological process: signal transduction. The transcript has 2 exons. The coding region runs from base 440 to 1930 and encodes 496 amino acids.
UUUCGAAUAACAAAAGAAAUCUAAUUAUCGUUCCCUUAAUUUUUACAUUUUCUGUUUUUUCGAUUGAAGAUCAUUUCUCCCUCUAUUUCUCUCUCGCUAUCUCCCAAAUAUUGAUCGCCGGAAAAAAUCGCUGCCCAAAUAUCCGGUCAUUUUCUCCGAAGAUCUCUUCGAUCAAUCCAACGGUCUGAUUUUCGCUUCCUCAGAUCUCACAGAACAUACUGGUACUUAUCCUGAUGCAGAAGAAGCGUAGUGGAACAUUUUUGUAGGAAAGCAUUUGAAUCUGGAUACCUAUUCGAUUCGUCUUUUGAUUUAUCCAUUUGAGUUUCUUUCCACUGAAUAUCGUCGUGAUAUCGAGUUCGGAAAACUUAGGGUUUAUUAUUGUAGGGAGAAUCGAGGAAACAGCUAGGGUUCUCUGAGGUCCGUUCUAGUGCGUUUAGCCAUGUUUAAGAAGAUCAUGAAAAGUGGGAGCCGAAAGACCUCCCGAACCGAGGCGAAUGAUCCGUCUAUGUUUGGUUUUGAUCCACCGGGUAGGUCAGGUCUUGGGUCCAAUAUGGUUGUAAAUCACGCAUCUCGUGGUUCGCCGAUUCCUUCUUCUCCGGGUUCAAUGGCGGCCACUCAACUGCCUCCUAUGUAUUCAGUCGAGCCUCUCCCUUUGUUCAGAGACGUGCCUGUUCCCGAGCGCCAAUCCCUGUUCCUGAGGAAACUUCAGAUUUGCUGUUUCCAAUUUGAUUUUACAGACACUUUGAAGAAUGCGAGGGAGAAGGAGAUUAAAAGGCAAACCUUGUUGGAGCUUGUUGAUUUUAUACAGUCUGGAUCGGGGAAGAUCAAUGAAGCUUGUCAGGAAGAAAUGGUAAAGAUGAUCUCUGUCAAUAUAUUCCGGUGUCUCCCUCCGGCUUCACACGAGAAUACAGGUCAAGAGCCUGCGGAUCCUGAGGAAGAGGAGCCUUAUUUGGAACCCUCUUGGCCUCACUUACAGUUAGUUUAUGAGUUGCUGCUGAGAUACGUUGUUCCUUCUGACACUGAUACAAAGGUUGCAAAACGGUAUAUUGACCAUUCUUUUGUCUUGAAGUUGCUUGAACUUUUUGAGACUGAAGAUCCAAGGGAAAGGGAGUACUUGAAAACGAUUCUUCAUAGGAUUUAUGGGAAGUUUAUGGUCCACAGGCCCUUUAUUAGGAAAGGAAUCAACAAUAUAUUCUAUAGGUUUAUUUACGAGACAGAGAGACAUAGCGGGAUUGGGGAGCUUUUGGAGAUUCUGGGUAGUAUUAUUAAUGGGUUUGCCUUGCCAAUGAAGGAGGAGCACAAGCUCUUUUUGAUCAGGGCGUUGAUACCGCUGCAUAAGCCAAAACCAAUCGCUAUGUAUCAUCAGCAGUUGUCUUACUGCAUUGUUCAGUUUGUAGAGAAAGAUUAUAAGCUUGCGGAUACAGUAAUCAGGGGAUUGUUAAAGUUUUGGCCUGUGACAAACUGUACAAAGGAGGUUCUCUUCCUUGGUGAACUUGAAGAGGUUCUCGAGGCAACACAAACUGUUGAGUUCCAACGCUGUAUGGUCCCUCUGUUCCAACAGAUUGCUCGCUGCCUCAAUAGCUCUCAUUUUCAGGUUGCAGAACGAGCUCUGUUUUUGUGGAACAACGAGCACAUCGUGGGUCUAAUCGCGCAGAACCGAAGCGUAAUCCUUCCCAUAAUAUUUGCUUCCCUGGAGAAAAACAUAGAGUCACACUGGAACCAAGCGGUUCACGGUUUAAGCUCGAAUAUAAAGAGAAUGUUCAUGGAGAUGGACCCUGAGCUCUUUGAAGAAAGCCAACAACAGUACGAAGAGAAACAAGCCAAAUCGAGAGAAGUGGAAGAGCAACGCCAAAGUAGGUGGAGGAGAUUAGAUGAAGCAGUGGAAGACCGAGAAAGGCUAGGGGAAGAAGAUCAUAUGAUCACUUCUUAGAAAAAUACCAAAUCAAGUAAUAAUAUUCAUUUUUUUUCAUUUUCUUUUCAUUUCACUAAGCGUUGCAAUUAUUAUAUAUUAUUACUUUUUGCCUUGUUUUUUUUACAACU